CUUUCCAGACAAACAAUGCAGCAGGACACAAAUCUAACGAAGAAACCAAACCCUAACCCUAGCAAUACCACGAAGGACAAGCAAAGUAAGAAGAAGAAGAAGAAGGAUGAAUUCGAGUUCUGCAAAGUCUGCAAACUGAAUCACGACCAAGGUCGACGCCAUAACUACUUUCCGAGCCACACCAAAUCACUCUCCGCCUACCUCUCCCGAUUCCAGACCAAACUCUCCGACGUCCGCUUCUUCCUCAAAAACCCUAGCCUCCUCCGCCCAGAACACGCCUCUCGCAAUCGACUCUGGUGCGUCUUCUGCGAUUUUGACAUCGACGAGCUCACUAGCUCCUUCGCUUGUGGUAAUGCUAUAAAUCAUCUGGCAAGUGAGGAUCAUUUGAAGAAUUUGAAGAGAUUUUUGUGGAAGUAUGGCGGUGGGAUGGAUCGCUUGGAUGCUUUAAGGAUUUCUGAUGUGGAUCUUGCUAAGUGGGAGAAAAAGUGCAAAUCAUUGAAGAUUGGAGCUGCUACUGAAGGAUCUCAUGGACCUAAUAUUGGACCUUCAAAUGAUAUCCGCAAUGAACUGAGCUCUGAAUAUAUAGAUACUUUUGACAAAAAUAAUAUCCUUUCUCUUAAAUCAAGCUUUUCAAAUGGUGUUUUGCCUUUACAAAAUUAUACGAAUGAGAGAUAUCAGGUAUCCCAUUCAGAACUAUCUGAAGUCGGAGAGGUUGGCCCUCUUCUACAUGAUGAUAUCAUACAUGUACAUGUGGACGCACAAUUGGGUACAAAUCCAUGGGGUUUAAAAGAUGUAACAGGUUACAUGGAUGGCCAACACUCUCUCCUUUAUGAUGGUAGGACAUCCUCAGCUGAUGGUUUUAGUAAUGGAGGGCUGUACCAGGUCUGUCAAGAUGGAAGAACAAUUAAUGGAGGAAGCAUUUGUCAGGGUUUGCACGCCAUCACUCAAAUUUCAUCCACUGUUCGUGAAGAUGGUAAAGGAAAUGUGCAUUCUGGAGCACCUCCUCCUUGGUUCAACGCAACUGAAGCAAAUCCACUAAAUGUUGGACUAAAACCAGGGUUAGGACUGAGUACUGUUGCCUCUCCUCUCAGUAAACCUGGGAAGUCCCAGAAAUUGAACCCGAAACGGGUGGGAGCUGCUUGGGCAGAGAAGAGAAAGAUUGAACUGGAGAUGGAAAGGAGAGGAGAGUGUAUCACCAAUAAUUUUGAUGCUAACUGGCUCCCUAAUUUUGGUAGAGUUUGGCAAUCAGGUAGCCGAAAGGAAUCUAGAAAAGAAUUUGAGGUGGAGGACAAAAAACCGCUAAAGGUUGAAACUGAAACUGAGACAUCAAUCAAGUUACAGCCUUACAUAAGCAAACGAAUGCGAAGGGAUGACGGGAAGUAGUGCUUCAUUCACGAGAGAAUCACUAGUAGCCUUACAAGUUUUCGAUGGGGAGUAGUCAUUUCAUGAGAAUCACUAGCAGGCUUUAAAGUUUUAGAUCCCGGUGCUGCUCGAGUAUGCAUAUAUUUUUCUGUAUUCGCCUUCAAUUUUGAUUGGAGGUCAAAUGGUUCCAGAAUUUUGUUAAAAGAGGCAGCUCAUUGACAAUCAGCUUCAAAGUCCAUUCGUAAAUCCGUUCUCCAGAGUAUUGGACUAAAAAUGCUGUCAACUUAGACGUCCACACAACGCAUGUAUAUAUAUACACAUUAGUGGGACAUGUCAAUUUUUGUUCAUCGCUGUAGUGUUCUAUGCUAACUCACCAUUGUCAUUGUAUUCAGCAAACUCGUCAUUAGGUGAUGCAUCAAAAGAACAUCUGUAAUGCGCUCUUUUUUUCUUUUUCUUAUUUUUUAUUUUUUAUUUUUAGAAAUAAGUCAAAAUAAGUCUCUUAUUUUGACUUAUUUUUGCAAGCAUUUUGAUAUUAUUCAAACCGUAACAAACGUUACUAAAUAUUUUUGUACUUUUGCUUCGUUAUAUUAAGUUGGCAGAAGCAAAAAAUAGGAAACAGAAACUAUUACCAAACAAAU
Molecule: messenger RNA, 2000 nt
Organism: Cornus florida
Lineage: Eukaryota; Viridiplantae; Streptophyta; Magnoliopsida; Cornales; Cornaceae
Product: TITAN-like protein
Exons: 7
Coding region: 16-1383 (455 amino acids)
Source: RefSeq, a predicted model, not a curated record